UACAGAAUGACGUCAUCGGUAGCCAUAUUCUGGCAUCUCCAUCAAUUUUAAUCCGUUUGAGGCGAAUUGGUGUUGAUUACACCUUUCUAAUUGAACCCAGACGCCUCGUGGGGUGUCGGAUUUCAGGGCUAUUGGUUUGGAUGCGAGUGCAAGCAGCGGAACAGGAAGUCAGAUCAGCCAUUGUGAGGAAGCGUGUCGUGACAGCGUUGAGAAUGACUACGAGCCAAUAGAGUCCAUCAUCCCUCUCCCACAGUGCGUGGCCCACUACAACCCCACCCCGCCGCCACCACCACCCAUCAGGCCAAAGUUCAUCAAGAUGUCAGAGGGCAUGCCGAAGCAUGUCAAGGCCGUCCACAAUUUCAAGGGAAGCAACAACGAUGAGCUGUGCUUCUGCAAAGGAGACAUCAUCACAGUCACACAGAUUCUGGAGGAGGGAUGGUGGGAAGGAACACUGAAUGGCAAGACAGGAUGGUUCCCUAGCAACUACGUCAAGGAAAUCAAAGCAGACAUUGCUAUGAGGACCCAUUCAGCUGAGGUGCCGCAGUUCAAGAGAGAGAGCAUGCAGCUGUAUCACAGCGUGGUGCUGAAGAACAUCAUUGAGACAGAGAAGACCCAUGUGUCGGGGAUGUCUCAGAUACUACAGACCUACAUCCUCCCCCUACAGAACGCUGGCAUAUUGACGCCGGUGGAGUACUGCCAGCUUGUGGGGAACAUUGAGCAGCUGAUAGCAUUCCAGCACAAUUUCCUCGCAUCACUUGAGGAAUGUGAAAAAUUGCCCCCGACGCAGCGCCGGAUCGGCGGAGUCUUCAUGAAGCACGCUGAGCAGCUGAAACAGCUGUACAUGGACUACUGUGGCAACCACCCCAAGGCUGUAUCGGUGCUGCAGAUACACAGGGAGGACCUGAGUAGAUUCAUGGAAAGUGUUGACGCCACGCCCCCAGGGGCAAUGACUCUCACCACCAACCUAUCCAAGCCCUUCACUCGACUUGACCGAUACCCCAGUCUGCUUAAGGAGCUGGAGAGGCACAUCGAGGAAAGCCAUUCAGAUCGAGGGGACACGCAAAGGGCAAUAGCAGUGUACAGAGAUAUAGCAAAUUCGUGUUUAGAAGUACGUAAACUGAAGGAGAUGGAGCUGGAGAUUGUAACCAGCACAAUAGCCGGCUGGGAGGGAGAGUCUAUAGCCAGUCUGGGUGAGGUGGUCCAUCUGUCACAGGUCAAGCUCCACAAGCAGACUGGGGAGAAGCAUGACCGGAUAUUUGUCCUGUUCCCCAACGUGCUGGUCAUGUUGUCCAUGAGUGCCAGACUCAGCGGCUACCAAUACGAGGGCAAGCUGCCGCUGAGUGGAAUGGCUGUCAACCGGUGUGAAGACCUGGAGACCUACCCUAACGGCUUCGAGAUCUCUGGUAACAUGAUAGAGAAGAUGGUGGUGACGUGCGGCACCAAGGUGGAGGUGGGGCCGUGGCUCGACAUCCUCCGUCAGCAGGUCAACCAGACGUAUCAUUCCUCCUCCACCAAACCACAGAGCUUACAGAUCUCCAUCUCCACAUCUCAGCCCAGCAUCAGCACGGUGAAGACGCAGGCCAAGACUGCCCAGGUGAUGCAGACCCACAUCCACCAGUCUCCGCCCCACCACAAGCCAGUCCACAAGACCUGGAGCAUGUCCUGUCUCCGCCCGUCCCCGCCACUCCGCCCCUCCCUCAUGUGCAGGGACGAGGCACUCAAGAGCCCCAAGGCCAACCGCAAGUCCACAGCCAAGAGGAAACCAGUGCGGACCGGUUCUGGUGACGAUUACGAUGACGCUUGGCAUAGAUAUGACCAGAAGGUGUAUAACGAAGACGCUUUCAUCCUCCAAGUGAUUGAAGCAUACUGCAACAGUGCCAAAACCAGACACACCGUCAACUCCUGUAGACAAAUCAUGUCAGAGGCACGAAAACAAAAUAAAGACGUUCUUAGUUCCCCCCACGUUCUCAUUCCGGACCAUGAGAAGAUCUUCGAUGAGACAGACUUCCAGGAAAAGACUCUGGUAGACACUGUUUACUCUCUCAAGGACAAGGUCAAGGAGUUGGAGCAGGAGCAGAAGAAGUUGAAGAAAGACAUGGAGGAUGAACGCAAGGCACGGAGACGACUGGAGAACGUUGUCCACAAAUCCAUGGGGAGCAGACUCUUAGAUUCAGUGAACACGGAGAGCGUGUCUUGACCUCAGUCCAUCCUUAAGCUCAAUAUCAGUGGUCAGUCUCAUGUACCCAGUUGGAGAUGAUUGAACUCAGUCUCAGCAUCUCGAACUAUGUCUGAACAGUGUCCUAGGGAACCUUCUGUCUGAACCUCUAUUGUGUUCUUCCUAUCCUAUAGGAGCACAACCUGUGUCUGUCUGAACCUCUAAACCUCUUCUGUAUCCUAUAGGAGCACAAGCUGUGUCUGUCUGAACCUCUAAACCUCUUCUGUAUCCUAUAGGAGCACAAACUGUGCCUGUCUGAACCUCUACUUUAUCUGUCUGAACAUCUACUGUGUCCUAUAUGAACACAAACUGUCUGUCUGAACCUCUACAUUGUCCUUGUUGUUGUGUUUGAACAUGUUUGUGUUCCGUGUUAGGUCAUCAGAAGUUGUAUUUUGAGAUUCCUGUUUCGAGAGAUGUGUAUCUUGCAGUUGGUUGAAUUUGGA
Molecule: messenger RNA, 2658 nt
Organism: Haliotis rubra (blacklip abalone)
Lineage: Eukaryota; Metazoa; Mollusca; Gastropoda; Lepetellida; Haliotidae
Product: rho guanine nucleotide exchange factor 7-like
Molecular function (GO): guanyl-nucleotide exchange factor activity; protein binding
Source: RefSeq, a predicted model, not a curated record